AUGGAGCCCGACGUUGCCAUGGCCGACGCAGACGACGACCGUUCGCAGCUUCAAUUCCGCGGCCGCUGGCUCGGCAUGCUUGCGUCGGACCCAUCAUGCCGUCCGUCCUGGACCCAGGGAGACGUGCUUGCCUUCCGCGUCUUCCUCGCCGCGAAUGGCCACUCCCGAUCGACCGUCAAAACCCUCCUCAUCCGCGACGGGCCCCUCCGGGAGCUGAGCUCUCGACUAGCCCCGCCCAUCGACGUCGGGAGCCUUGCCGGCGAGGAGUGGCUCGCCGUCAAGAAGAAGCUCGUGUCGGCUCUGGAGUAUCGGCUGGGCGAGCUGGUUGAUAAGGGCGUCGUGCGCAAGCGGUGGGAUCCGGAUCUGAAGAACGAGGUGGUUGUCUGGCCGGAUGCUGUUGUGCAGCGGUUCACUGCCGUUGCCGAGCCGAGAGUCGCCGAGCAGAGGGGAGCCUGGGAGGUGCGUGGUGACGACAACGUUGAUGCAGACGGCGACCUGGUCCUGCAGAAUGCUCCGCCCAACGAACGGGAGGGACUGGAACCGGGCCUGCCACUGGGAUCGGCACCGCGACCGGAUCAGCAGUUGGGAACACCUCCCAGACAACGCGAACGGGAUCGCCAGGUGGAUCAUCAACAAAAUCAGCAGCAGCAGCCGCAGCAUCACCAACAACAAGAACCACAACGACUGUCCUUUCUCGACAAUCCCACUCCGCCGCAGUCCCAUCCCCGCCAGCUCCCACCAGGUCCUCGAUUCCAACCCAAGCUCAUCUCCCAGACGCAAUCCAAAGCAGGUCCCACAGACAAGUCCCAACCCCAGCGUCAAUCCCGCCACCAAGCCACACCGAUGCGCGAGACCACCCCCCACCAGUCAUUCGUCUCCCCACGCACCCUCGCCCUCCGCUCGCGCCUCGCCGCCAAGGUCCAAGCACUAGACGACAACGCAGAGGCCGAGAAGCGGCGGAAGCAGAUACAAGCGGAUGAGCAGGAGGCGGCCGAGCUCGAGGUCCAGCUGCGGGCCAUCGACGUCGAGGAGGCUAGGGCCAAGCGGGAAGCCGAGCACCAACUACAACUCCGGAAAACCCAGGAGAACCGCCGCCGGCUUGAGCGGGAAGACGAAGAGCGGGAGGAGAGGGAGAUGGAGACGCAGGAAAAGGAACACCGGGAGAGGAGCCGCAGGGAGAAGGAACAGGCACAACAAGAGAAAAAUAAAACGGCCAAUCUACCACGGGGCAUAUCAGAGUCGGCACGCGCUGUUUCUCCGGUGACUGAGGAUGGCACCUGGACCGCCGAGGUGGAGGUUGCCGAGAAGUUAAUCCAGACUCCGAUGACCCCGUACAAGCCCCCGCGCUCCCCAUCCGAGGAUGGACAUGGACGCGACGAUGGAGACAAGGGCGGCGGGGUCAUUCCGGCCGGCAGAAGCAGCGGUAUUGGUGGUUCUCGCGUCGCCGAACUCAAAAACACACGCGAUGAGGACAAUCCAGACCCAGGCCACCGCCGCCAGGAUGAUGAGGAUGACAACUCCUCAGACUCCUCGGCAACUGCGGCUCAGCGAGGUACUAAGGCAGGUCUUAAUCCCGUCCCCCUCCAUCGACCCAACAUCCCCGGCCUCGCUUCGUCCAGACACGCCGUGCAUCCAGUCAACCUGCUAGAUCAACAGCAGCAGGAGCCAUCGCCUCGACCAGUGGUGACAAAGCCCUCGGCCCUCCACCAACUCACUGUUGAUGAUGUGGACAAUACCCUUCUUACCGGUGACAAUCUGGGGUCUCCGUUCGAUCCGCGGCCGGGUUUGGGAGUUCUGGAGGAAGUCCAGCAGCAGCACUUCCCCGGCAACCGUCCAGGGCCUGCUCCACUCCAUCACCGCGGGACCGGAAUCGGAGUGGGGGCCAGCACUACCGGUGGAAUGUCCAGUAUCACCGAGGAAGAACCCGGACCACGCUUCCGUCUACCCCAACCACCACCGCAGCAGCAGCAAACCCCCUUCCGCCCCCGCAUGGCAAACACGCCCGCCUCCCCAAGACAGGAGACAAAUCCCAGGGAUAGAAAUACCGUCCCCGUCUUCAAAACCCACCUCCACUCCCUCGCCACCCUAACCUCUGCCCUCGCCGAGGCGAAGAUGGCCGAGAUAUCCGCCUCGUUCGACCUCUGCCUUGCUGCGUUUGAUGGGAGGAGGGCUAGGGCUGCUGCGGAGCGGAGGAGGGGGAGGGCUGCUGGGGGUGACGGCAACAGCAACAGCAACAGCAACAACGGCAGGAACAACCCCGCCAGAGACAGGAAGACCACCACCCCCCAACACCCCACCCCAAGGACAUCAAGACAAGCCGUCAAGUCCUCUAUCACAAACCUCAAUCAAGCUCUCGCCAAAAAACAGCAGCUGUGGCGGGAUGUCGGAGAGGAGGCAAGCGCGGUACGGGUUGCGCUGCUGGGAGGGGACGGGAAUGCGGAUGAUAGAGAUGGCCGUGUGCGGCAUUUGAUGGUUCUGCUUGGGCUUGGUAGUGGGGGGGAUGGGAUUGGGGGGGCAAGGUUGGGGUUGUUGUGA
Messenger RNA from Phialemonium atrogriseum, 2535 nucleotides. RefSeq lists its product as uncharacterized. NCBI's taxonomy places the organism in Eukaryota, Fungi, Ascomycota, Sordariomycetes, Cephalothecales, Cephalothecaceae. The record is from RefSeq and is a predicted model, not a curated record. The transcript has 2 exons. Bases 1 to 2535 code for a protein of 844 amino acids.